This is a messenger RNA of Achroia grisella, 1536 nucleotides long. Its product is annotated as glutaryl-CoA dehydrogenase, mitochondrial. Gene Ontology annotation, biological process: fatty acid beta-oxidation using acyl-CoA dehydrogenase; fatty-acyl-CoA biosynthetic process. Gene Ontology annotation, cellular component: mitochondrial inner membrane. The record is from RefSeq and is a predicted model, not a curated record. NCBI's taxonomy places the organism in Eukaryota, Metazoa, Arthropoda, Insecta, Lepidoptera, Pyralidae. Gene Ontology annotation, molecular function: flavin adenine dinucleotide binding; fatty-acyl-CoA binding; glutaryl-CoA dehydrogenase activity. Bases 235 to 1506 code for a protein of 423 amino acids. The transcript has a single exon.
UAUAACUCAGUUGAUUGCAGCUCGUUGACAGUCAAUAUAUGUAUAUUCUUUAAGUAAGGUGAUCUCAAUAAAUUAUUUGUUAUUAUUUCUUGUAUAAACAGACCUUUAAAGUUCUAGUGAUUAAUCAAUGACAUUUAAAUUUGAUAAUCCGAAGAAGAUUGUGGCGAACCAAGUAAUAGCUAUUUCUAAUUGUUAUAGUAGUGCAAGUUGAAUAAGUAAAUAGUUAUAAUCAAUAUGUCUGUGCCACUGACAGGUAAAUACUUCAUUUCCCUCUUAGGAAAGAAUAAUAAUUUAAGGGCUAUAUCAACCACAAUUUCAAGGAAUGCAAAGGUAAAUUUCAAUUGGGAAGAUCCAUUGAAUUUAGAUGGACAAUUACAUGACGACGAAAAGGCGAUCCGAGACUCAUUCAAAGCUUAUUGCCAGGAAAAACUACUUCCAAGAAUAAUCGACGCAAAUCGAAAUGAAGUCUUCGAUAAAAAAAUAUUCAAAGAAAUGGGGGAGUUAGGUGCACUUGGUUGCACUAUUAAGGGUUAUGGAUGUGCCGGUGUGUCGUAUGUUACCUACGGAUUACUCACACGGGAGGUAGACAGUAUUGAUUCUGCAUACAGAUCUGCUUUGAGUGUGCAGAGCAGUUUAGCUAUGGGAGCUAUAAACCUGUUCGGAAGUGAGGAACAGAAACAGAAAUAUUUACCUCUUAUGGCUAAGGGUGAAUUAAUUGGUUGUUUUGGACUAACUGAACCGAACUUCGGUAGUGAUGCCGGUGGUUUAAUAACUAAAGCUAAGUACGAUUCAAAAUCUAAAACAUAUUCACUGUCGGGCUCUAAAACAUGGAUCACAAAUGCACCUAUUGCAGAUAUACUUGUGGUAUGGGCAAAGGACGAUGAAGAUAAAAUAAGAGGUUUUAUUAUCGAACGAUCGCAAGUCAAAAAAGGUUUGGCUACGCCCAAAAUCAAUGGAAAAUUUUCCUUGCGAGCAUCGGAAACGGGCAUGAUAUUGCUCGACGAAGUGGUUGUACCGGAGGAUAGUUUAUUGCCUGACGCAAUAGGUCUGAAGGGGCCGUUUGGAUGUCUCAAUAACGCGCGGUAUGGGAUCGCUUGGGGCGCUCUAGGCUCGGCCGAAUCGUGUUUGCGCAUUGCCCGACAGUACACAUUAGAUAGGAAACAAUUUGGAAAACCGCUCGCAUCGAAACAGCUGAUACAGAAGAAGUUAGCCGACAUGCUGAUUGAGAUAAAUGUAGGAUACCAGGCUUGUUUGAGGGUUGGACGUUUAAUAGAUCAAAAUGAAGCGGCACCUCAAAUGACCUCGAUUAUUAAAAGAAAUAGUUGCGGAAAGGCAUUAGAAAUCGCGAGAGCGGCCAGAGAUAUCCUUGGCGGUAAUGGCAUAUCAGAUGAAUAUCACAUUAUAAGGCACGUAAUGAAUUUGGAAGCGGUUAACACUUAUGAAGGUACUCAUGAUAUUCAUGCGUUAAUAUUAGGAAGGGCUAUUACUGGGAUACCAGCAUUUUAAAAUGCUAUAAAUAAAACAAAGACGUUCGAA